Molecule: messenger RNA, 8908 nt
Organism: Panthera uncia (snow leopard)
Lineage: Eukaryota; Metazoa; Chordata; Mammalia; Carnivora; Felidae
Gene: TTLL5
Product: tubulin tyrosine ligase like 5
Exons: 34
Coding region: 494-4528 (1344 amino acids)
Biological process (GO): microtubule cytoskeleton organization; protein polyglutamylation
Cellular component (GO): cilium
Molecular function (GO): tubulin-glutamic acid ligase activity; tubulin binding
Source: RefSeq, a predicted model, not a curated record
CUCCCCUCCCACCCCCGCCCCUCUGUACCGCUGCUCACGCAGUGAGCCCUCUUCUUGAGCGUGGCGGAAGAACUUCGCGGCUGGAGUCAACCCCUUAGUAGUGGAGGGGAAAAGAGCGGAAAAAACAACUCAAGACUUCUGUUGAGGGCAAAGCUCUGCGCCCGCGCUGCGCCGCGGUGACGAAAUUCCUUCGCGCCCGAAGUCGAGCGUUUUCAGCGCGGGGUGGCGGGCGCCUGCGCAGUGGCUCCCAGCGGGCGGUUGCUUGUUGGUUGUUGUAGUAACGGGGGAAGCAGCCGUCGGCGGCGGCCGUGAGCCCGCCUGGGGAAGGAGGAGAGGGUGGUAGGCGCAGAGCGCGGUCCCCGCCCGCCGGCUCCGAGCCAUGGGAAGAUGAGACAGGAAUCACUGCCACCUAAAUUGUUUGAUCCAGUGAAUCUGCAAGUAAAGGUCUCUGAGGCCCCCCCGUCUGCUGACUGCAUGACAAACCCUAAAGGAAAUGCCAGUCGUGAUGGCCCGGGACCUGGAGGAGACAGCAUCAUCCUCAGAGGAUGAGGAGGUGGUAAGCCAAGAGGAUCAUCCGUGUAUCAUGUGGACCGGAGGCUGCAGGAGAAUUCCAGUUUUGGUAUUCCAUGCUGAGGCUAUUCUGACAAAGGACAACAAUAUUCGAGUAAUUGGCGAACGUUAUCAUUUGUCUUACAAGAUUGUGCGAACAGAUAGUCGCCUGGUACGCAGCAUUCUGACAGCCCAUGGAUUUCAUGAAGUUCACCCAAGCAGCACUGACUAUAACCUAAUGUGGACAGGAUCCCACCUGAAGCCCUUCUUACUUCGCACCCUUUCUGAAGCACAAAAGGUUAAUCACUUUCCCAGGUCGUAUGAACUAACCCGGAAGGACCGACUGUACAAAAACAUCAUUCGAAUGCAGCAUACGCAUGGAUUCAAGGCUUUUCACAUCCUCCCUCAGACCUUUCUUCUGCCAGCUGAGUAUGCAGAAUUCUGUAAUUCAUACUCAAAGGACCGGGGACCUUGGAUAGUAAAACCAGUGGCCUCUUCUAGGGGGCGGGGUGUCUACCUGAUCAACAAUCCGAACCAGAUUUCCCUGGAAGAGAACAUCCUGGUCUCCCGUUACAUUAACAACCCCCUGCUCAUAGAUGAUUUCAAGUUUGAUGUGCGCCUCUAUGUGCUUGUGACUUCCUACGAUCCCCUUGUCAUCUAUCUCUAUGAAGAAGGGCUGGCUAGAUUUGCAACCGUGCGAUAUGAUCAAGGAGCCAAGAACAUUCGGAACCAGUUCAUGCACCUGACAAACUACAGUGUGAAUAAGAAGAGUGGAGACUAUGUGAGUUGUGAUGAUCCAGAAGUGGAGGAUUAUGGGAACAAAUGGAGCAUGAGUGCCAUGCUUAGGUAUCUGAAACAAGAAGGCAGAGAUACAACUGCAUUGAUGGCCCAUGUGGAAGACCUGAUUAUUAAGACUAUAAUCUCCGCUGAACUAGCUAUUGCUACAGCCUGUAAAACCUUUGUUCCUCACCGCAGCAGUUGUUUUGAACUCUAUGGCUUUGAUGUGCUCAUAGAUUCUACUCUGAAGCCAUGGUUGUUGGAAGUAAAUCUCUCUCCUUCUUUGGCCUGUGACGCACCUCUGGACCUAAAGAUUAAAGCCAGUAUGAUUUCAGACAUGUUCACUGUUGUAGGAUUUGUGUGCCAGGACCCUGCCCAGCGGGCAUCAACCCGGCCAAUUUAUCCCACCUUUGAGUCUUCCAGGCGGAACCCUUUCCAGAAACCUCAGCGUCCAGUGUCUGCACAGUUUCAGUCCUCAAACGCCAAACAGCGUUCCCGUCCCCUCUCUGCCAGUGAUGCGGAAAUGAAAAACCUUGUGGGCUCAGCCCGAGAGAAGGUGCCGGGGAAGUUAGGUGGUUCUGUGCUUGGUCUGUCAAUGGAGGAGAUCAAAGUUUUACGGAGAGUGAAGGAAGAAAAUGAUCGGAGAGGUGGAUUUAUUCGCAUAUUCCCUACAUCAGAGACAUGGGAAAUAUAUGGGUCCUACCUCGAACACAAGACUUCCAUGAACUAUAUGCUGGCAACACGUCUCUUCCCGGACAGGGGAAACCCAAGAAGAAGCUUAUUGACAGGAAGAACACGACUGGCUGCUGACGGAGCACCGGAAUUGAAGGUGGAGAGUAUGAACUCCAAGGCCAAACUGCACGCUGCCCUCUAUGAGAGGAAGCUCCUGUCUUUGGAGGUGCGGAAACGCCGACGACGGAAUGGCAGAUUGAGGGCAAUGAGGCCAAAAUACCCAGUGAUCACUCAACCAGCUGAAAUGAAUGUUAAAACCGAGACAGAGAGUGAAGAGGAGGAAGAAGUUGCAUUAGACGACGAAGAUGAAGAACAGGAGGCUUCCCAGGAGGAGUCUGCAGGGUCCCUCGGAGAAAGUCAAGCCAAAUACACCCCCUCACUGACUGUUAUGGUAGAAAAUUCACCCAAAGAAAAUGCCGCGAAAGUUUCUGAAUGGAACAAUAAAGGUGAACAGUGCUGCAAAAUUGAGACUCAGGAGCCAGAGCCUAAAUUUAACCUGAUGCAGAUUCUGCAAGAUAACGGCAAUCUUAGCAAGGUGCAGGCCCGAAGAGCGUUCUCUGCCUAUCUCCAGCAUGUUCAGAUUCGCCUGAUGAAGGACAGUGGAGGUCAAACGUUCAGUGCCAGUUGGGCUGCCAAAGAGGAUGAACAGAUGGAGCUAGUGGUUCGCUUCCUUAAACGAGCAUCAAGUAACCUCCAGCACUCAAUGAGGAUGGUAUUACCCAGUCGACGAUUGGCACUUCUGGAACGCAGAAGAAUCUUGGCCCACCAACUGGGUGACUUUAUUCUUGUGUACAACAAGGAAACAGAACAGAUGGCUGAAAAGAAAUCAAAGAAGAAACUUGAGGAAGAGGAGGAAGAUGGGGUGAACACAGAAAACUUUCAGGAGUUCAUCAGACAAGCAAGUGAGGCUGAGCUGGAGGAGGUGUUGACUUUUUAUACCCAAAAAAACAAGUCUGCAAGUGUCUUCCUGGGGACUCACUCAAAAAGUUCUAAAAACAGCAACAGUUAUUCUGAUAGCAGGGCAAAGGGUGAUCACCAUGAGACAAUGGAAGAAGUGAAAAUAAAGCAACCCAAACAGCAGGCAACAGAAAUUCACUCUGAUAAAUUAUCUCGAUUUACCACUUCAGCAGAACAAGAGGCUAAAUUAGUCUAUACCAAUUCUUCCUCUGCUUCUUUCUCUGGUCCUGCUGCUACUCUUCUGCAGAAAAUUCCCAAUACCCACUUGUCAUGUAUUGUUACAACUUCUGACCUCUCACCGGGGCCCGGCCAUCAUUCUUUAUGUCAGAUUCCUCCAGCUAUCCCCAGCAUGUCUCACCAGCCAACAAUUGUACUGAGCACAGUCCCUGACAAUGCUUCUCCCUUCGUGCAUCCUGGGACACAGAACGUACCAAGCCCGGCUGGCCUGCCCCGCUGUCGAUCAGGCAGUUACACCAUUGGCCCCUUUUCCUCUUUCCGAAGUGCUGCACACAUCUAUAGCCAGAAACUGUCUCGUCCCUCUUCAGCAAAGGCAGCAGGGUCAUGCCAUCCAAACAAGCUGCAUUUGGGAGUGGCUAAAACACAAAAAGAGGGAGAAGAUGAUUCUCCAUCCAGCAAACGGUACAACCCAAGUAUGGUUACGGCCGAGCUCCAGCGGCUGGCUGAGAAGCAGGCGGCCAGACAGUAUUCCCCAUCCACCCACAUCAGUCUCCUCACCCAGCAGGUAACAAACCUGAAUUUGGCAAGUGGCGCCAUAAGCAGAAGCAGCGCUUCAACGUCCCCCACCCUUCGGCCCGUGAUCAGUCCUAAUGGCCCGACAUGGUCCCUACAGUCAGACCUUCAAGCUCCUGAGAGCCACCCCACCCCUCCUGGAAGCAGGAGCCUUCAAACAGGUGGCUUUGCCUGGGAGGGAGAGGUAGAGAACAACGCAUAUAGCAAGGCUACAGGGGUUGUCCCUCAGCACAAGUAUCACCCCACAGCGGGCAGUUACCAACUCCAUUUUGCCCUGCAGCAACUUGAACAACAAAAACUUCAGUCCCGGCAGCUUCUGGACCAGAGUCGAGCCCGGCAUCAGGCCAUCUUUGGCAGCCAGACACUACCUAACUCCAAUUUAUGGACAAUAAAUAAUGGUGCAGCUUGCAGAAUUUCAAGUGCCACAGCUAGUGGCCAGAAGCCAGCCGCUCUGCCGCAAAAAGUGGUGCUGGCUCCAAGUUCUUCCUCCUCGCUGGUCCCCAAGCCCCCAGCCAAUCACAAACAAGUCCUCAGGAAGAUGACAUCCCAGAAGGCCUCCAAAGGGUCCACAGAAGGGCAGCUGAAUGGACUCCAGAGCAGCCUUAACUCUGCAGCCUUUGUGCCCAUCACCAGCUCCACAGGACCUUUGGAAGCUCCCCAAGUUAUUUUCGCCAGAUCCAAACCCUUGCCCACACAAUCUGGAGCCCUUGCUACAGUUAUAGGACAGAGAAAAUCAAAGUCGGUGAAGUCAGGGCCAAUUUAAGGUAACAGUAAGAAUAAGAGCAUAUUUUUUUAUUAUAACUUGCUGACUUUAUGCCACAGCAAGAGGCUUAAUAGCUAUCAAGAGAAGCGAUAGUUUCUCAAAAUGACAAGCAAAUUGACAUUUUGUAAAACCAGAGCUCAGAAGGAGUCUCCAAACUGUGGGUCAAAGUUAAGCUGCUCCUAGCUUGCUUCUGUAAUAGCCUGCCAGUAGGUGGCGCUGUGGCAGUAAGAAAUUUCCUCACUAUUCUGGAGGGUUUUGUUUAAAACCAUGGGGACAUUGAGGCCAAUCAAAGAAAGAAACUAAAGCUAUAAUUGAGUUAUCACAGGUAAAGUGUAACAGAAUACAUUGGAGAGAAUGAUAUUUGAAGUUCAAAUCGCAAUAGUCUCUAAAGAGAAUGUUCUCAGUGAUAUUUAUUAUUUUAAAGAAGGCUUUUAGACUAGAGUCGUGUAGUUUGUGAACUGGACUUUCAAAUAAUGGGAGGCAGGAAGGAAGAAAAUUAAAAAAUAGUUUUUGGGGGGUGAGGCUGAGUAAUUAUGCUGUGUGUCUGAGUUAAGAUCAGCAUAUGCUAUAACUGGCCACGAAACAAACCGUAAAUCCCAGCCUACCACCCAUCCGUAGAAAUCUGACUUUGAAGGGUCGGCCUGACUUGAUCUUGUGAGGCUGUACCCACACUUCACCAGCGCUGCCCCACAGUAUUUUGUUCCCAGCUGUGGCCUUCAAAACUUUCCAGAAAAUUCUCUGAAACCACAAGGUUUUGAUGAUUCCUUUCCUCUUUGCUCUACCCUACACACUGAAGCAUUAAUGGCACACCUGCUAUGAGCUUAAUACCCUUCUUACCUCUGGGGGAAUACUUACAAGCUUAUUUGAGAAGCAUUAUUCAUCAAAAUACCCCAGGAGAGCAAAGGAGGGAGGAAAAUUAUUUACCCACCACAGGAUUCAUUUACAUUGGAUCAGAGAGCUUCAAAUAUCUUUCCCCAGCCCAUCUAAACUCUUUCCAAAAAGGAAUGAGAAGAGAGAAGGGAACACCAAAUCCAUGGCUUGGUCAUCUACCAAAAUGUACCAGAAAAACUGAAAACAACUCGAGUUCUAUUGGUAAUACUUGGCCAAUGGGCCUUUAAUUCUGAUAUCCAAUGAUGAACAACUAAUGAAAUAUAGAAAACUAAAGCGAGAAGGUCAAUAUUUCCUUGAGGAGACUGGCAGCCAGGAGAAUGAAUGCGACAUCAAGCUCCAAACUAAACCGAUGGCCUGCCAAGAAGCACUAAUGUCCCAUCGGCUUCCAGGACUGUGAGACUUGGACCCUGCCGCCGUUGUAAUAUCACUUUCCUUGAACCUAUUUCAUUAGUAUCCCUUACAGUCCACCCAGAACAUUACAUGGCAAAGUAGGAUCAUCAGGAGAGAAGCCUUGGGAAAGAGCCCAUCUCUCAACACUUAAAUCUCUUGCAAACACAGCCCUGCUGAGCCUGAGUGGCACAUAAGCUAGGGAGGGUGAUGCUGUACUUUGUAGUUAGCUGAGGCGGUAAGACCUCAUGCCAAGCGUGCAUGGCCUCGACGCAGAGUGGGUCAGGGGGCCUCAGAAGACCAGGCUGCCAUGGUGCAGCACGACCAGCUGGGAGGCUCCGGAGGCAGGCCCACCAGCCUGGCAGGUGGUAGGUGUCAGAUGGCCAUGGGCUGCCUCUCCCUGAAUAGGAGAAAUACGUAGUUCACAAAGUGAGGAGGCAGAACCCCAGCGUCCGUGUCCCAUCACCCAGAUGCUUGUUUUCUCCUUGCUGUGAAUGCAGUAGAGGCACGAUCACUGCUCGGGCCAGAGGUCCCUUAAACCACAGUCACAGACGAAUGUUAUCACGAGCUGUAAUGAUCCUAGAGCCUCUUCAUAUAUGGGGUUCGGGAGGCAGGCAGGUUAGAUGCGAAGAUUGAAGUAUGCUUGCAUAGCAUGUUAUUUAAGACAGAAAACAUCAGUUGUCCUGAUCAAAGAAUGAAGGAGCUGCACUUAAGCAUGCUGGGGACUCGGACUUUCUAAGACCCCCACUAUGCUGCCCCAGGCAAGGGUCGUAUUUAAAUAGAUACAUUAUUUUGCAUCUUCUUAGAUUCUGUAUUGUCUGUUUGGCAUCCCUUCAUCACAGAGCCAGUUAACUAUGUUUUCUGUAUUCUCGAUGCUUUGACAUUUGGGGCCUCACUGAGCCAGAGAGAAACUGCCCCUCCCAGGGCUAGCUAAUUCCUAGAGAUCAUAACAACUUGCCCACGAGUAUGCCUUUCAAAUAGAAGCUAACCAGUCCCAAGUUUAUAUCCCCAACCGCCUCCUUAUCUAACUCUCACAUGGAACACCCACAUUUCCCUUGCCCCAGAUUGCUCCAGGGCCAGGUACAACUAGAGAGCACUGCUGGAGCCCGUAGCCCACCAGAAUCCUUAAAACGAGCCAGCCUUAAGCUGUUUACCCUGCUCUGCCUUGCCUUUCCCGGGGAAAUCCCAAGUAAGGUUAUGGCCUCGGCUUUCUCCUCACUCCUGUCUUCUGUCUCCUGACCACACUGGUGUUUUCCUCUGUGACCCCGUGUGGCACGCAGUGACCUUCUCUCUGGGACGCUGAGUAUAAUCAGCUUGCCCCUGCCAAGCCCUGUUCUCAUCUCCUCCAGAGCCACACUGACUUAACCUUACCAUACCCAACUUGUACACCCUUAGAACAAACAUCAACAGAGUGAAUGUCUUUACUGUGCAGUGCGAGGAGCCAGGGAAAAAAAUCUCCAUCAAUUAGGUUUAUACCACUAAGUUCUAAGCAACUGGUCACAGCACUCACUUCAUUAUAGGCUGUGUUGUAUAAGUGGUGUUUUAACAGUGUGUGUGGUGCUAGCCUUAAUCUAGCUGCAGCCACACAUGAAGGAUGUGGAUCCCUCUCCAUGGCAAAGUCGCCUGGCUGUCAGCCAUUGAAAUUUCAUGCUUUCCUGUCCCGAGGCCUCUUCUUUUCAUUUAGUAACUGUUUCUACAUUCAGAAACAAAACCCAAGCAUAGCAGAACAACCUGGUUGGAAGUGGGGGAGGAAACAACCUGGCUUUCAGUUUGGGGGGAUGUAGGGGAACACUUCCAAGAUCCUCUAAGGGGGUUCAUUUGCCUUAAAGAAAACCAGGGAACUCUAUUCCUGAAAUGGAUUAAGAAGUGGACCCCUAAGAAAGAUAAGAUCUGAAAAUUGAUAUUGUCUCUUGCUGAGCUGGCAAACUGCCAAGAGAGGAGUGAUGAUUCUUCAAUUGUUAACAAUUACUACUUUGUUAGAAAGAGACAAGGAAAGCGCAGCGGCCCCUUUCUCAAAUUACAUUUAUGUUACAGAAGCGCACACACCUCCUGGAAAAAAUGCUUGGCACCCUGGAUUGUGAGGCUUGUACCUACCACUGCCUCUUGCUGCAGAUUCGUAUUGUCCUGUGUAAUAUCCGUUCACUUUGGGUGGGAAAAGAUCCUGUUUAUUCUUGUAUUCCUGAACUGGGCAGGUAACCGGCAUAACAUUGCCUUACUUUGUAAGUUUUUAUACUUAUCGCUACAAGUUAUCAAUCUAUACUCUGUGGUUAUCCGUCCCAUGAACCCACACAUCUUGCUGCUAAUUUCAAUGAAAUGCUUGUUAUAGGCACAUACCUUUGCUUUACCACCCUUAUAUCCCCAGGUCAUAAUUGCUCCUAAACGUUCUAAAGAAAGAAAUGACAUGCUAAGCCAUGCCUGCCUUUGGAAAAAGCAAGCUUUGUGCAUGGAAAUAUUUACAACACUGCUCGCCUGAUCUGUAGCACGUACUGGGCCCCAAAGUGUGUGGGUGGAUACGCGUAGGACGCGGAGAAUGGUGACUUGAUGUGCAUUGCCCCGUUGGCAUGAUUGGUGCGGAUAUUUAUGCUUUAUUCUUUGAAAUUAUAAAGAGAAAGACUUGGAUUCUCUUGUCCUCCGAAUGAAGAGCAUCGCUGGUAAAAGUGGAACAAUAGCGUCUCCUACUUCUUUGUAUUCUCCUCUUUGGAACACCCAAGUAUUUCCAGACAGGACUCUAACAUAGGUAUCAGGAGCCCUCUUCCCUUAAAACCUAAAUCCCGGCUAAGCGGUUACCUGAUACCAGAGAGGUAACUGCUUGAAUGUGCGUAAUGUCCCCUUAGCUACAUCAAGAAAACAAAGCAUGGGGGGCGCCUGGGUGGCUCAGUCGGUUGGGCGUCCGACUUCGGCUCAGGUCACGAUCUCGCGGUCCGUGAGUUCGAGCCCCGCGUCGGGCUCUGGGCUGACGGCUCAGAGCCUGGAGCCUGCUUCCGAUUCUGUGUCUCCCUCUUUCUCUGCCCCUCCCCCGUUCAUGCUCUGUCUCUCUCUGUCUCAAAAAUAAAUAAAAAACGUUAAAAAAAAAAUUAAAAAAAAAAAAAAAAAGGAAAACAA